AUAGUGAACGAAGUCACAUUCGUGUUGUGUCCCACCGGACAAUCUAAAGGUCACUUUCACUCUCUCUCUCUCUCUCAAACUCUCCUGGGUAGCACUUCCUUCUCUCUCAAACUAAAACAAGAUAAGUCAGUGGCGUAAAUUGAAGGUGAAGACAUCAUAACAAGGAAGGUUUAGCAGGGAAAGAGUUAAACAAGGAGGGAUUGGGUAUGAAAAUGUCAGCUGUGAAUAUGUCCGCUGUGAGACUUACAACAGCUUCAUUGUACGGAACAGCGCCGUCUCGGACAUCUUGUGCUCUGAGGAAGAGUCCAUCAAGUUUGAGAUCUGUGAAGAAUGUGUCCAAAACAUUUGGACUAAAAUCUUCCUCAUUUAGAGUAUCUGCAAUGGCAGUAUACAAAGUGAAACUGAUUGGACCAGAUGGAACAGAGAACGAAUUUGAUGCCCCUGAUGACUCUUACAUUCUGGAUUCAGCCGAAGAUGCUGGAGUGGAGCUACCUUAUUCAUGCAGAGCGGGUGCAUGUUCUACUUGUGCUGGCCAAGUGGUUACGGGUUCUGUCGAUCAGUCUGAUCAAUCUUUCCUCGAUGAGCAGCAAAUCGAGAAGGGUUAUCUUCUCACUUGUGUCUCAUACCCAAAAUCAGAUACUGUGAUUUACACACACAAGGAGGAAGAACUCUACUAAGUGAUAUAUGCUUUUUGUUAGUUUUUCCGUGCAUGUUUUGACCAUGUGUCAUGUAGCUGAUUAUUGUGAAACUAGGUUGGUGUUUGUGUAACUUAUUGAAUCAUUUUAGGAAAUAAGGAAAGGAAACGUGUUAUAGGACAUCGGUUUGUUUUCUAUAAUUACUAUUACUGGUAGCGUUUAUAGGACAUCGGUUUGUUUUCUAUAAUUACUAUUACUGGUAGUGUAUUUUGAUGAAUUUGAAGAUUUCUUCUCAUGUAGUUGCCAGUUAUUAAUGAUAUGUAUGCUGCUGUGGGAAUUAAAGUUUGGCGUGUAA
Medicago truncatula (barrel medic) is the source of this 990-nucleotide messenger RNA. RefSeq names its product ferredoxin, root R-B1. The coding region runs from base 207 to 677 and encodes 156 amino acids. Gene Ontology annotation, cellular component: plastid. Gene Ontology annotation, biological process: electron transport chain. The transcript is spliced from 3 exons. Gene Ontology annotation, molecular function: 2 iron, 2 sulfur cluster binding; electron transfer activity. The record is from RefSeq and is a predicted model, not a curated record. Lineage: Eukaryota; Viridiplantae; Streptophyta; Magnoliopsida; Fabales; Fabaceae.